Messenger RNA from Mytilinidion resinicola, 1392 nucleotides. RefSeq names its product glucan endo-1,3-beta-D-glucosidase. Gene Ontology annotation, biological process: carbohydrate metabolic process. NCBI's taxonomy places the organism in Eukaryota, Fungi, Ascomycota, Dothideomycetes, Mytilinidiales, Mytilinidiaceae. Gene Ontology annotation, molecular function: hydrolase activity, hydrolyzing O-glycosyl compounds. The record is from RefSeq and is a predicted model, not a curated record. The coding region runs from base 1 to 1392 and encodes 463 amino acids. The transcript is spliced from 4 exons.
AUGCUCAUCUCGGAAGCAGCCUGCGGGAACACCAUCAUCUGUGUUCCUGUAACACAUCAUUACUCUCCUGUCGCGAUGCAUGUCAUGCUGAGUGCAUGCGAUUACAUUGACACUGACGGUCUGCAUCUGCAUUUGUCAGCAUCAGGGGGUUCAUCUUUCUCAACCCAAACGUCCACCACGGGCUUUGAAUUUAUGCAGCAACAAUAUUUCCACUCUCGCCGAAUCAAGAAAGGUUCCGUCGAGAAACCAUGGCUAGAUAGGAAGGAUUCACGAGAGAAAUGGGUAACCAUAAUUCCGCUUAUUGGGAUUUUUGUAGGGUUAGCCAUAUCCGGGAUAUUGAUAUGGGAUGGACUAAGGUCUGUUGUCAAUCACAAAUACUGCGAGGUCCUGAUUGAAGACUUCUCCGGUGGACUGAAUAAGGCCAUUUGGACUAGGGAGGUCGAGGUUGGUGGUUUCGGCAACGGCCAAUUCGAAAUGACUACCGAUACCGAUGAGAACGCCUUCAUCGAUGAAGAUGGAGUGCUCGUCAUUGAGCCGACUCUUCAAGAUGCUAGCCUUAUCGAACGAAGCAACGUGAUUGAUUUGAGAAAUCAUGGCUGUACCUCAGAGCUCUGGUACGAUUGUAUUGUUGGCACGAACGUAACCAACGGCACCAUCGUGAAUCCUGUCAAGUCAGUUCGUAUCAAUACGAAACUCGGGGCCUCCAUCAGAUACGGUCGCGUUGAAGUCACGGCAAAAUUGCCCGCUGGAGAUUGGCUUUGGCCAGCUAUUUGGAUGCUACCAAAGGGCAAUGAAUAUGGAGCAUGGCCGAAAUCUGGGGAAGUCGAUAUUAUGGAGUCUCGUGGGAAUAAUUACUCGUAUGGUCAAGGUGGUAACAACAUCAUUAGCAGCACUCUCCACUGGGGACCUAAUUCUGCCAAUGAUGGAUGGUAUCGCAACAACGUGAAGCUCAAAGCUGUCCAUGCCACAUAUGCUGAUGGUUACCACACAUUUGGUCUAGAGUGGAGUGAAAAGUAUAUCUUCACCUAUGUCGAUAGCCGACUCCUUCAGGUUAUGUACAAGCACUACAACAAGCCUUUAUGGGACGUCGGUCAGUUUCCGCUCUCUGACAGCAACGGCACCCGUCUCGUCGACCCGUGGAGUUUCACCGGUAACCCAGCCACUCCCUUCGAUCAAGAUUUCUAUCUCAUCUUGAAUGUUGCCGUUGGCGGCACAAAUGGCUGGUUCAAGGAUGGUGCAGUUGGCAAGCCUUGGGUUGACGCAAGCCCGACAUCGAAGAAGGACUUCUGGAAUGCACGCAAUCAAUGGUACCCUACGUGGGAGAAGACAGGGCAGAUGAAAAUCAAGAGCGUGAAGAUGUGGCAACAAGCGGGCUACAACGGGUGCAAGUAA